CAUUGCCACCGAUGAAACGAUAUCAUUCAGCAACAACUUGUCUAAUCCAACAUGAGAAGAAGCCUUCUUGUGGCAUUUGGGCUUCUGGCCAUCGCCGCCGUCAGCUCGGCCAGGGAGAUCCGAGAGAAGCGGUCGGCCGACCUCGAGGCAGCCGCGUCCGGCCACCACUGGGACAAGGGCGGCGGCCACGAGCACCACGGCCACCACCACCACGACCACGGCGGCGAGCACCACAAGGGACACAAGGGCCACCACGAGCACCACCACGGCAAGCACGGCCACCACCACCACGAGGGACACAAGGGACACCACGGCGAGCACGGCGGACACAAGAAGCACCACCACCACGACGACGGCUACCACCACCACCACCACCACGGCGAGAAGGGCGACCACGGCCACGGCCACGAGGAGCACGGCCACUGGCACAAGGGACACGACACCAAGGGACACCACGGCGUCGAGAAGCACGACGAGUUCAAGAAGGACAAGCACUUCCACGACCACCACGGCGAGAAGGGCUUCCAUGAGCACCACGGCGGCCACCACCACGAGGGCGGCUACAAGAAGGGCGGCCACUUCCACAAGGGCCACAAGCACGGCGGACACCACGAGCACCACCACGGCAAGAAGGGACACCACGAGCACGGCGGCCACCACCACCACCACAAGGGACACCACGGCGAGGGCGGCCACCACGAGCACCACGAGCACCAUCACGACCAUGACCACAAGGGCGGCCAUGAGGACCACAAGCAUUGGGGACACAAGAAGGGGCACUAAGCUCUUGCUGAAUGUACCUGAACUGAUUAUUGUUGAUGUUAUGUUGUUUACGAGUGUUUUUGUUAUGUUUAUACGACAAAGAAUUACAUU
Molecule: messenger RNA, 873 nt
Organism: Helicoverpa armigera (cotton bollworm)
Lineage: Eukaryota; Metazoa; Arthropoda; Insecta; Lepidoptera; Noctuidae
Product: histidine-rich glycoprotein
Exons: 1
Coding region: 52-783 (243 amino acids)
Source: RefSeq, a predicted model, not a curated record